This is a messenger RNA of Acanthamoeba castellanii str. Neff, 2004 nucleotides long. RefSeq names its product late embryogenesis abundant domain containing protein. The transcript has 2 exons. The record is from RefSeq and is a predicted model, not a curated record. Bases 1 to 2004 code for a protein of 667 amino acids. Gene Ontology annotation, cellular component: membrane. Lineage: Eukaryota; Discosea; Longamoebia; Acanthamoebidae.
AUGGACACCACCAACGAGGCGAAGAGCCUCAACAACCCCAGCCGAGGCACCAACUUUGGCGAGGCCCUGCCCACCUACGGCAUGGCCGCGGCCACCGCGUUGAUGGGCGUCAAGGGCUUCCGCUCCACCAAGUCCGUUCCCAGCCUCGCCGCCGGCCUCGGCUUCGGCACCCUCUUCGGCGUCAGCGGCUACCUCCUCCAGGACCCCGCCACCAGCGGCUCCGGCCGCACCAUCGCCCUCGCUUCGUCGUUGACGCUGGCGGGCGUGAUGGGCAGCCGCUUCGCGCGCACCUGGAAGCUCUACCCGGCCGGCACGAUGGCCGCCCUCGGCGUGGGCUCGUCGGCGUGGCACGGCUACACGACGGCCCGCAGCCUGGGCGUUGCGGUGCCCGCCGCCAUGCCCGAGCGGCUGCGCGAGACGGUGGACGAGGCCGCUGACGAGCUCGGCUCGCUCAAGUCCAAGGCCCAGCGCGGCGUCGAGACCGCGCGCGACUACGCCGUCGACAUGAAGGAGAGCGUCAAGGAGAAGGCGCGCGAGCUCGAGCACAAGGGCGAGGCCGAGGUCGAGGAGCUGCGCGAGAAGGGCAAGCGCGGCUACGAGCGGGCGCGCGAGGUGGCGGGCGACGCCAAGGCCAAGACCGGCGAGAAGGUCGACGAGAUGCGGCGCAAGGCCGGCGACACGAUCGAGGAGGCCAAGGAGUACGCCGCCGAGACGGGCGCGAGCGCCAAGCACAAGGCCCAGGACCUCAAGCAGAAGGCCAGCGACAAGGUGGACGACAUGAAGAAGAAGGGCGAGGAGAUGAAGAAGAAGGGCGGCGAGAAGGUGGACGAGAUGAAGGACAAGGCCCAGGACAUGAAGAAGAAGGGCGGCGAGAAGGUGGACGAGAUGAAGAAGAAGGGCGAGGAGAAGGUGGAGGAGGGCAAGAAGAUGGCCAGGCGCGGUAGCCAGGAGCUCAAGCGCAAGGGCGAGGAGAAGAUGGACGAGAUGAGGGACAAGGCCCAGGACAUGAAGAAGAAGGGCGUCGACAAGGUCGACGAGAUGAAGGACAAGGGCGAGGACAUGAAGAAGAAGGGCGGCGAGAAGAUGGACGAGAUGAAGGGCAAGGCCCAGGACAUGAAGAAGAAGGGCGAGGAGAAGGUCGACGAGGCCAGGGAUAAGGCCAGGCGCGGCGGCCAGGAGCUCAAGCGCCAGGGCAGCGAGAAGAUGGACGAGAUGCAGGACAAGGCCCAGGACUUGAAGAAGAAGGGCGAGGAGAAGGUGGACGAGAUGAAGAAGAAGGGCGGCGACAAGAUGGACGAGAUGAAGGACAAGGCGCAGGAGACGAAGAAGAAGAGCGGCGAGAAGGUCGAUGAGAUGAAGGACAAGGCCCGCGAGUCGGCUGAUGAGGGCAAGAGGAUGGCCAGGCGCGGCAGCCAGGAGCUCAAGCGCAAGGGCGAGGAGAAGGCCGACGACGCGCGCGACAAGGCCCAGGAGCUCAAGCGCAAGGGCGGCGAGAAGGUGGACGAGAUGAAGGACAAGGCCCAGGACAUGAAGAAGAAGGGCGGCGAGAAGAUGGACGAGAUGAAGAAGAAGGGCGGCGAGAAGAUGAUGGACGGCGAGGAGUCGAUGAAGCGCAAGGCCCGCGAGAGCGGCGACAAGGCGCGCGACUACGUCGAGGAUGUGAAGGAGAACGUCAAGCGCACCGGUAGGCAGGCGGCCGACAAGACCCGCGAGACCUACGACGAGGUGGUCGAGAGCGCCAAGGACAAGGCGGCCAAGGCCAGCAACGGCCUUUGUGGUGCCGAGCCGACGGCGCGCGACUACGUCGAGGCGGUGAAGGACAAGAGCGCGGAGGGCCUCGAGACGGUGAAGGACCUGGCGGCCGUGGGCGUGGCCAAGACGCUCGACUUUGUGGACGACAUCACGGAGCGCGCCCACAACAAGCGAAGCGGCCGCGAGAUCUCCACGGCCGAGUCCAAGGAGCAGGACUUUGAUGGCGAGCGCCAGAGCAGGAGGAGGAGGUAG